GCGCCGAUUCCCGAACGGGGCUCGGGGCGGGGCCGGGGGCGCGGCUAAAUGCGGAGGGAAGGUUCGCCUUUCACUGUCUGCCUGCCGCCACCCGUCAGCUAGCCACCAAGUCCUCUGAAGGUCAUGCUGCCCAACACUGGGAAGCUGGCAGGAUGCACAGUUUUUAUCACAGGUGCAAGCCGAGGCAUUGGCAAAGCUAUUGCAUUGAAAGCAGCGAAGGAUGGAGCCAAUAUUGUCAUUGCUGCCAAGACUACCCAGUCACACCCAAAACUCUCAGGGACAAUCUAUACGGCUGCUGAAGAGAUUGUAGCAGCUGGAGGAAAGGCCUUGCCAUGUGUUGUUGAUGUGAGAGAAGAACAGCAAAUCAACCUUGCAGUGGAGAAAGCAGUUGAGAAAUUUGGAGGAAUUGACAUUUUGGUGAAUAAUGCCAGUGCUAUUAGCUUGACCAACACAUUGGACACUCCUACAAAGAGAGUGGACUUGAUGAUGAAUGUGAACACCAGAGGCACCUACCUUACAUCCAAAGCAUGUAUUCCCUUUUUAAAAAAGAGCAAGGUUGCUCAUAUUCUCAAUCUCAGCCCACCCUUGAACCUCAACCCACUGUGGUUCAAACAGCACUGUGCUUAUACCAUUGCCAAGUAUGGUAUGUCAAUGUGUGUGCUUGGAAUGGCAGAAGAAUUUAGAGGUGAAAUUGCCGUCAAUGCUUUAUGGCCUAAAACAGCCAUCCACACCGCUGCUAUGGAUAUGCUGGGAGGAUCUGGCAUUGAAAGCCAGUGUAGAAAAGUUGACAUCAUCGCAGAUGCUGCAUACGCCAUUUUCAACAAGCCAAAAAGUUUCACUGGCAACUUUAUUAUUGAUGAAAAUAUCUUAAAAGAAGAAGGAAUAAAAAACUUUGACGUCUAUGCAGUUACACCAGGCCAUCCUUUGUUACCAGAUUUCUUCUUAGAUGAACAUCCAGAUGUAAUUAUGAAGAAAAAAGAAUCAGAAGAUCCUGUGCCAGAACUAAAAAAAGAGAAGCCACAGCCACCACCAAAAUCCCAUUCUGGAGCUGUGGAAGAAACAUUUAGAAUUGUUAAGGACUCUCUCAGUGAUGAUGUUGUUAAAGCCACGCAAGCAGUCUAUCAGUUUGAACUCUCAGGUGAAGAUGGUGGUAUGUGGUUUCUUGAUCUGAAAAGUAAGGGUGGGAAUGUUGGACAAGGAGAGCCCGCCAGUCAGGCCGACGUGGUGAUGAGUAUGACCACAGAUGAUUUUGUCAAAAUGUUUUCAGGGAAACUAAAGCCAACCAUGGCAUUUAUGUCAGGAAAAUUGAAGAUUAAAGGAAACAUGGCCCUAGCAAUCAAAUUGGAGAAGCUAAUGAAUCAGAUGAAUUCCAAACUGUGAAGGAAAAGAAACAAAAAUGGCAAUUACUAUGCACCAAAAGUAAAGAGCUCAGCAGUCAGAAUCUAAAGUUUGUCAUCAUCUCUGCUGCCUUAUCAGGACACAUACUUGUUCUGGAAAGAGUAGAAUUUCUGUAUCUGUAAGGCCUGAAAUGGUAAUUAAAACAACCAAUCACGUUCAAUUUAAGUGGCAUCUAAUAUAUUGUGUUUUUUAAUAUUCUGAGGGUUUUGUCCUCCAAGCCAGGGUCUUAUUCUCUGA
Messenger RNA from Nannospalax galili (Upper Galilee mountains blind mole rat), 1635 nucleotides. It is a transcript of the gene Hsdl2, whose product is annotated as hydroxysteroid dehydrogenase like 2. Bases 124 to 1380 code for a protein of 418 amino acids. The transcript is spliced from 11 exons. Gene Ontology annotation, cellular component: mitochondrion. Lineage: Eukaryota; Metazoa; Chordata; Mammalia; Rodentia; Spalacidae. The record is from RefSeq and is a predicted model, not a curated record.